Messenger RNA from Paramecium tetraurelia, 1256 nucleotides. RefSeq lists its product as uncharacterized. The transcript has 2 exons. NCBI's taxonomy places the organism in Eukaryota, Ciliophora, Oligohymenophorea, Peniculida, Parameciidae. The record is from RefSeq and is a predicted model, not a curated record.
AUGAGUUACAAGGUCACUUCUUCAGGUAUGGCAUAGAGAAAUGCAGAUAAAAAACUCUCCACUGCAACAAUGAGUUAAGUUUAAACACAAGCUCUCUAAAAUUCAUCAGCUGUUUUAAGCAAAAAAUCAAUUCCAGAAUAAUAAUCACCCUUAAAAGUUUAGGCAUAAUCUUAAGAAAAUUUUUAAUAGAUUAUUACAAAUGAAGUAUUAGAAAAAAUAUAAGGAGAAUUAAGUAAAAUCAAUAAAUUAGAAGAUUUAUACAAUUCAUUAAAGUAAGAGAAUUAAGAAAUAAAACUCUAAAUAAAGUAAUAAGAGUAGAGAAUAUAAGAAUAAGAUAUCAAGAUUCAGGAGUAAUAAAAGAAAAUACAAACUUAAGAAGAAAAAAUACAAACCUAAGCAGAGAAGAUACAAACCUAAGCAGAGAAGAUACAAACUUAAGAAGAGAAAAUACAAAUUUAAGAGGAGAAAACACAAAGCCAAGCAUAAAAUUAAUAAAAUUCUGGAAUUUUAGAACAUAUAAAUACAUUUAUUUCCAAUAAUAAUCAUGCUCAUGAUAUUUGGAAAAAGGCAUAAGAGAAUAUAUAAAAAAAGUAAGAAUAUCUAGAAAAUGAGACUAAAUAAAUUGAAGGAAAAGUAACAGAAUAUUUAAACAACUUGUCUUAAGCAGUGAAUGAGCAUUUCAACAAUAUCUCUAAAUAAGUAAAAGAUGAGCUUAGAGUCUAUUAAGAAUAAGUAGGUUAGACGCGAUAGUAGGCAAAUUUAAACCUAAACAAUUUAUCUUAGCAUGAAAAUACAUUAAAUUAAUUCUGUUAAAAAAUUCAGAAUUAUUUUGGAAAUUAGGGUCCUCAGAUGUAAAACUAUAUAGAGAAUAAAUAUUAAUCAUUCGACUAAUAAUAAUAUUAACAAGUGGAUUAAUAAAUGUAUUAAUAUUCAUAAUAUAAUUAAUAAUAAUAGGAUUAAUAAUAAUAUCAAUAAUAUUCAUAAUCAUAAUCAUAAUACCAACCACAAAUGGAUUAAUUACCAUUAUCACAGUAGGGAAGCUUUAUUAAUCCUCCAUAAUAAUAAUAAUAUAACUAUAAUGCGCCUUUAUAAAAUGAUAUGAAUGCUUAAAUUCCACCGACACAAAAUCAUUAGGAACCACAAAGCAAUGCGCAAGGAAAAUCAAAAAUUAGAUUGAUAUCUUAAUCUUUGCCACAAUAAUAAUGAUUCAUUAUUUUUGAGAUAUCAUAUUAUUAUUACAAUUUGAAUUUAUACAA